This is a messenger RNA of Phyllotreta striolata, 13144 nucleotides long. Lineage: Eukaryota; Metazoa; Arthropoda; Insecta; Coleoptera; Chrysomelidae. The record is from the annotation of a GenBank genome assembly.
AUGUACAACGCCAAUGAAUUUGGAUCUCGCUUUCGCCUCGACAGCGAACCGAGCACGGCGAUAUCGCGUAUUCCCGACCGCAUCGCAGUACGAACCGUGGUGAUGGAAGCGCUCCGAGAAUACGUGGCACUCGGAACCCGAGGACCGAUGGCGGACGACGAAUAUAACAAUAAACUCAGAAGUUUGCAGCAGUACAUACCAUUUCUAGAAAACAUGAUUACUCAACUUAAAGAUCCUAGUAAGAAGAAUAGAGAACAACAGCUCAAUAAAAUGGAAUCUUUAUAUGCAAUGAUAACAGAUAAGAAAAAAAAGUUGAAACUUGAAACACUUAAUAAGUGCGAAGACGUUAUCACUAAAUUAUUCGAAAAAGUUAAUCACAAAACGCUUAACAUAAAUACUGUAAAGAAAGAUCAAACGUACAGUCCCCAAUCGACUCCCGCUAGUCCUUCGCCAGAACCGAAUGAUUACGUUAAUCCCACGACUAUUCCAACGGAAAGAUUGGAACCAAAGUCGCACCUUCCCAAAGUGGAUAUUUACAGCAGUGCUGCAGAAAGUUUAAGAAAGCUUAAUACAUGCAACAAAGAAUCCCUCCCCGCCUUUUCGGCGAAAUGCCCCGAUUUGACCAAACCUCCCAUUAGCCUUGAUGAUUUGAGAUGUUUAGAAGUUGACGUUCAGGUAAAAAUAAACGAAAACGCUUCGCUAAGCGAACUCAAGAAAAUGAGAAACAAAAUCGCCACGGAACUGAUGUUCGAAGAUAUUAAAUCAAUUUCUAAACCCGGUAAUGCGGAGUCGAGUCGAUCGGGAUUGGAUAGGUCGAAUAAGCCUAGUACGGUUGCUUGUAGUGGAUCGUCGAGUGAUAAGAUCUGUACGAAGAAAUUCGAACCUAUUACAAUAAAACCAAAGCCGGUUCCGAGAACUUUGAAAGAACCGCAUAGUGUAUUCGGUAAUGUUCUGUCGAACAUCGAUGAGAAGCUUUACGAAGAGAACAAAAAGAAGACUGAGCGACGCAGCUCUGCGAGCAAAGAGGAGAGUAUUACCAAAGAUAAUGAAAGUAAAAGGGAGAGGAGGCAUUCCAAAGAGACAAGAGUAGAAAAAGAUGAGAAAAAAGGUAAAAAUAUUCGCAGCGAUGAUAAAGGCAGCAAAGAUCGAACAACCGACAGGAAAGACAGCAAAGAGGAAAACAUUAUUUGCAUAGACAAAACUGCAGAGAGCAACACAACCAAAUCCAAUACUGAACCAUCUUCUAAUGUUAAAAAUACAAAAUAUUACGAUUUGACGGGUACAAAAUCGUUCAAGGGAAAGGAAAGUCCUUGUGCUAAAACACAAACACUCAGUACAUCAAGCAUAAACAGAACCGUAAUUAUCAUCGAUGAUGAUGAUUCACCAGCGAACGACAAAAAUGAUCAACCUAUUGUAAUAGAUGAUAAUAGCAGCCCGAAUUCAAAAAGAGAAGAAAGCGACAGAGCGAAGACUGACCAAUCGCAAACGACGCAGGAAUUUAGAAGGUUAGCGGAUAAAUAUAACCCGAAACCUCGGAAACGUUCCGUCGAUGUCAUCAAUGUAGAAGAAGAAAUAGUGAACGUAAUGUCACCAAUACCGUCAAUAACAAUCAGUCCCGAUCCUCCACCACAUCUAGCAACAUGUACUUCGCAACCAUUCGACAAGGAAUUCGUUCCGUUUAAAACGAAUUCUUCAUUACCAGCUCAACCAAGGCCGUUUGUUACCUCAGCCAUACCAAAUCAAGUUCAAUCCUCUCAUCAAUCUACGAUGGACAAUUUCGUAUCCGAAUAUGCCAGAGAAGAAUUUCAAUCGGUUAAUCGCAGACCAAAUCACUUGAACGUUCCGCUAGGGCAUUCGCCAAUUUUGAUGUCUCCAAAAGAUAAUUUCCCUUCGGAUAGUACCAGGGAAAACUUCGGCUCAUCGCAACACCGAAGGUUUAAUUACGAACCAACGAGUCAUCAUAGAUACGGUCCGCCACCUCCUAAUCAAAGGUACUUUAAAAAUUUCAAUCAGAAAUUUCGCGAACCUCCGAUGUUGGAUUUUCAACCUCCGAAUAACAUCCCAUUAACUCAGAAUAACCCCUCUCAUCACGUUUACGAUCAUCGUCCACCUGUACUGUCUCCGGAAACGCCGCAUUAUCGUGAACCCAAGCACAAUUUCGGAAAUCACAUGAACAGAGACACGUUUCUACCUAAAGACGAUUUAAGGUGGCGGUUGGGGGACAGCCGGACGCCUUGGGAUAGAUCAGAACACGAAUCUAGGUUUAGGGGCCCUAUGACAUACAAGGAGCAUAGGGAAAUGAGGGAAAACAGUCGGGAUCCUCGGCUCCUCAGAGAUCCUAGGAAUAACAGAGAACGUCUAACCUCGCCCGAGAACAAAUCUAGAGAAUGUAGAGAUACCUUUAAAAAUAAGGAAACCGAACCAGUCCAGAAUACCAGAGAUCCUAGGGUAAAUAGGGAUUAUACUGACAGCGAGAGAAGCAAGUCAAGAUACCGAUACGAUUCGAGAUUCGAUCGAUUAUAUUCCGCCACGAAUAAAGAUUUACCUUCUAAAUCGUUCUCAAAAGAGACUGAUACGUUUAUGUCGCCUUUGGACAGUUUGUAUUCAGGAAAAGAAACCAAAAGAACGGGCAAAGGAUACGGUGUUCAACCGUUUCGUAUACCUAAAAAGAAAAAGGAAGGCGAAAAGGACGAAAAGGAAUCCGUGGUAGACAUUGACAACAGUUCACAAGAUAGUGAACCAAAAGUUGCAACUAAAGAAUCGGUCAAACAGCUUGAACCAGAGUUCAUUGAUAAUUCUUCAGAAAUAUUUAAAGAAACAGAAGAAAAUGACAAAAAUGUUAAAGAGGACCAAGCAAUAAUAAAGACUAACAUCGAAGAUGCUAAUAUUGAGGCAAUAGAAGAAAGCGCAACUGCCACUGAAACUAAUAACGAACAAGAAGUAUCAACAGAACCUCAAGAGAAUAAUACCACAAAAACGAAUGAACCGGAAAAGAAAGAAGAACGAAAACAACCUUCCACUGAGCAAACUAUCUUAGCAAAUUUCUUCGGCAACCUCCUGUCGAGCCAAAAUAAAAAAGACAAAAAAAGCGCCCUCUAUUCUUUGAUCAGCACAUUUUCGGAUACAUUCAGUACCAAAGAGUUAGCCAAAAUAACUAAAAUCAUCAACGCCAACGAUGAAGAUGAUUCGAGUGACGAUCAAGAGAAGGUUGUUGCAGAUAAACCGAAAGAAGACAGCAAAAGCGACGAAGUCGAACAGAAACCAGUGGAAAAAGAUGAAAAAGUCGAGCCUAGUUCUGAUGUAGCCAAGGAGGAGAGUGAACCCGAAGAAGAAAUAGCCUUGCCGAAGAGAAGGUGCCGAACCCGAAGAAUAUCCUCAUACACUUCGCCUACCAAAGAUAAAUUAGACGACACCGCAAUCAAAGAAAGCGUCGAAUCUCCAGUUACUAACGACGAAGCGGAAUCGCCUACGGAUAAGGUGGUUGUCACAGUGAGUGAAAGAAUUAAAUCGCGUAAACGAGGUGCUAAAAAGCCGAAGAAGAAAUGCCGUUCCGAGUUGGAUAAAUUACACGAAGAUAUUAAGGAAAUGUUCAUUAGAGACGGGGUAUUGACGGCAUCGGGAAAACGCAUGUGCAAUUUAUUGAAAGACGAUCCGUGCGUUUUGGCUAAUGACACUUUCAAACUGGACUCCAAUGAAUCCGUGAAAGGUCGAAAGAAGCCGGUGACCAAUUUGAAGAUCGCCGACGAAAUGGCAAUGAAGGCCAUGAAGAAUGUUAGAGUUUUAAUUCAGAAGAUACCUGAUGUGGAAGAAACUGCGACGGUUAGGAGAUUGACGAGAAGUAUGACGGCUUCUGAAGACCAAUUCGACGAUUCCGCGGAAGCUAAUAAGGAAGAUUUUGAUGAAGAAGGUAACAGUGAAGUUGAAAAAGAAUCAUCUUCUAAUGCCGAUGCCCAAAAGAGACAAAAAAGAAAAAGAUUAAAGAGUAAUUGGGCGAGCGGCAUUAUUAAGAAAAAGAAGAAGAAACAGUCAAGCGCAGACGAUACGCAGUCUCAGAAAUCCACAGACGAUGAUUUGCAGUCGCAAAAAUCUUCGAACUCUGAAGAAAGUUCUUCUAUUCAUGAUAAGGGUUAUUACCUCGACUUCUCGUCGCCGAAAUCCCAGAAAUGCAAAUUAUGCGACUACAUCGGAACAAAGAUUACUACCCAUUACGUAUUCCAUCAUAAAGGAUCUGAAGUCUUGAGUUCCAGGUUUAGCCCUUCUAUGGCGACCGAGGCUAUUCAUGAUGCGAAAAAUAACUUGGCGAAAUACGAAAGUCACCAAAUGGCGAAAAACAGUCAAUUAUCAUACACUUGUCGUUUUUGCCAGUUUCAAGCCUACGCGAUUCCUACAAUUUUCUACGAUCACUUAUCAAGGCAUACUGGCGAAUACAGGCACUUGUGUCCGAAUUGCCACGUUGCUUAUCGCACCAACAAAGUACUUAAAGCUCACAUGAAGACCAAACACUUGGAGGACAAAAAGCCUAUAGUACGCAAAUCACAUGAUAAUGUGAUACUCUUCGGUUAUCUCUGCGGCAAAUGUAACUAUGUACAAAUCCUUAAAGAAAAUAUGGACAAGCACGUGAAGGCGCACCAUUCGCAUGAUUCCGUAGUUCACAAGAUCAAUUUAUCCACGCACUUCGACGAGAGGAUCGAAACGUGGAAUCAUAAAGUUAAUACCAAAGAGAGCAAUGCAAAUACAGAUUCGAGUAAUAAGAAAAGCGGGGACAAAAAAGUCGCAAAAUCGUCGGAACCUAUCAAAAAGAAAUAUCCCAUUCGCACGAAGUAUACGAAAAAGGACGACGAUUCCCAGUCGAGUGAUAAGGACGGCGAUGAUAAUUCAUCCGAAGAAGAAGAAAGCGCCCCGACAUUACAAAAUGAACAACAGCAAGUCAGUAAAGUAGACUCGUUUAGGCCAGUUAGAGCGAAACGGGCAGCAAAGGAAAAGGCCCAAGAAAAAAUGAAAGUUAUAAUGGAAAUGGGCGAGGUUCCAAACCGAAAGAAAACUAGUUUAGCCGAAAAUAAUGAAGACUCAACUAAUAAACUGGAAUUUACUCCUGAAAAUAAAAAACACAAUACCUUUAUUACAAAAGAACCAAUGAAAGACGCUAGCAAAGAGAUCAAACAGUCUGUGUAUACCAGUGUAACUGACUAUGAAGACGACGAUAAAAAGAACAAAUUGAUUGAUACCGUCGGUAAAGAUAUAGUGAAAGUUAAGAAAGAAGUGGAAAUGAAUGUUUUCACCUGCAACACGGACAUUCAAGAAGAAAAUAAAAAAAUCGAACAAGAGCGAUUACAAAAAAUGGAAGAACUGAACAGAUCGUUCGGAUCCAGGACAUCCUUAAAUUUCGUAGACAAAUUGUGCGAUCGUCUCAAUCAAAGCAACGUUACGAUAAAAGAUGAGCCGCAAGAGGAGUUUGUGGAUACUAAAUACCACACUCUGUCGAGCAAAUCGCCGGAUAUUUCGCCAAUUUUAGAGAAGACUGCUACAUUGGCAGCGGAUAAAGCGCCUGCUCAAAGUAGAGUAUCAUUACUCGAAUCUCUGAAUUCCAACGUUGCGGCGCAUACUUUCGACGUAGCUCAGAAGAAUGACAAAAACAUCAUGAACAUGAUUGAAAAGCUCAAAGGAAACUUGGGCGUCGACGAUAAUUUCAAACUGGAAGAUCAAGAUGUCGAUGAAAUAGAUAACGAUAGUCCUCCGCCAUUGACAUACAUUAAUCAGAUAAAAUCGCAAAACUUGCCAGUAAAGACGCUUGAAAUUUGUGGUCUGUUGAAAGUAGUCAAAACCGAAGAAUCAACCACGUUUUCUUGUCUCGUACCACCAUGCGUUUUCUUCACGGAAAAUGAACAACAUUUCCACGACCAUUGCAAAGAAGGCCAUGUAAGCGGUCUUUGGGGAAGGAGCAGUUCCUUAUGCGAAAUGUGCGGAAUGGAAAUUAAUAAGACUGAUGACGCGAAUCUACUGGAGAACGUAUAUAAACACUUGUUUAUUCACCACGGCGAUUUCAUUAAAAGCAGUAGUAAACUUCAGCCUGUUCCUGCCACCAGUAUGAUAAGAUUAAGGAAACUAAGCGGUGAUGCUUUAUCGUUAAGCGCUUCCUUAGACGUGGAACAUAAUGACGUUGCAAAUGUUGACAUUACGAAUCAAACUUCCAUCGAGCAGUCGGAGUCUGCAAAAGAAACGGACGAUAAUCCUUUUUCUUUCAAAAUUACCGACGUUAUUUCUCUGGCCGGAUGCGAACCUCAGGUGCCUGAAGACGAAGAUAAACUGCAAAUAUCUCUUAACGAGAGCCGUGCACCAGGACUCGUUGCCGAACAUCAACCUACUGUCAUUCGACCGACUGUAUCUCUUGGCGAAUGCCAACCUCCUCCAUUGACUCCUAUACUAAAAGUAACGAGGCCGUUGCUCGUCAAAGAGGCUAAAAUGUCGACCGCCGACAUUUUGAAACCCAAAAAAUCCACACAAGCUCUAAACAAAUUCAUCGCGGAAGUGGGAAAUUUGUACAAAUGUCCACAAUUCACUUGUACCUACAGCACGAUCGUAAGAGAACUUCUAGAGCAGCAUUUGAAAACGCACGAUUUCGAUAAAAACGAAAUGGUGCCGUGCGUUUACUGCGACUUGCGAACGCCAUGGGAACAUGUCGGUGUACACAUUGACAUAAGGCACAGCAACUGCAAAUUCACCUGUUCGUAUUGUCUGUAUCGCGCGUGCGCCAAGAAUUACGUGUUUCUGCACCAGGACAAGGUCCAUCCGUUCCAGGACUAUUCCGUUAUCGUUUUGCGCGCACAGAAAAAUCAGAAGAAAUUCCACAUCGCCGAUUCCAAAAUCGACCUGAAGACGUUGUGUGAACCAUUUAGAUGUCAUAAAGCUUGUAACGUGCAAUUCCUUUUCGAAAACGAAUUCACCGAACAUUUGAAUCAGUACCAUUACGGCCAGCGGUUUUUCACUUGCGGCCACGAAGAUUGCUCCAGUAGAAUGAUCAUCAGUAAAAUGGUGCACCAUUGGUCGGUGGCUCACGCCGUAUCGACUUAUCAAUGCGCUUACUGCAAAACCAACUCCAAUGAACUGAAGUUGAUGUAUUACCAUUUGGCGAUGUCGCAUCAGCAUUUGCUACCGGAGAUAUUCGUCAGGAUCGUGUCACCUAAACCGAAUUACACGUUGGGGUACAACGACGAAGCUUUUAAACGCAUGAGAAAAAUUACUUCGUUGCCCAAUAUUUUGGAAGGCUGGCGAGAAGAAAAGCUGGCGGUGCCAUGUCACGAUGUGACGGUACCCGUUUCGCCGGUAAAAGUGGCGUCUGCCCAGAGCAACGCCUCGAACAAAAGUCCUUUGGCAUCAACAUCAGUAAAACUGUCUCCUGGUUCAACUGUAACGGCCACUUCCGACGGUUUGCUACUCGUAGCCAGUAAAAGUGUCGGCGCUAUAAAAUUAGGAUCGCCUUUGGGCAAUCCACUGAUUGCGGUAAAAUCGCCCGAAUCGAAAUUAAACCUUUCGGGAACAAAUUCCCUGUUAAUUCCAUCGAUUAAUUCCAAUAUGCAGACCUCUUUGCUUAAUACCGCUAAGACUAUUCAAGAGGAAUCCAUUCCAUCCAACUCUGGACAACAGUUGGCGAACGCGACAAUAACCUCGACGGCAACCUCUCCAUCUUUCAAUACCAACGCGACUUCAACGUCAUCGUCGAAUCUAGACGUCAGCGUCCCGGCGCGACCGGACGACAUAAAUUCGAACGUGGCGCCUUUGGAACACAUAAAUUUGCACGAAGAAAACAACCAAGAUUACGUAUCGGAGAGCGAAGUCGAUCCGUUGGAUCUGGGCGACGCCAACACCUUCCUCAGCCUGACCUACAGCUCCGAAGACGAGGGGGACAACGGCAAAGCGAAGAAAAAAAUCGGUUUGUUGGGCUACCAGUUGUUCCGGUGCGCUUUCUGCGAGUUUUCCUGUUCGAACGGUAACGAUUUCAAGAAACACGUGACGAAAUCGUCGACGUGCCGAUCUGCGACGAAUUCGAACAGACCGUUCGAAUGCGUGCAUUGCAAGAAGGCCUUCAAGCAUUCGCACGUUUUAGUGGAACACGUCCAUACGCACGGCGUACUUAGGUACUCGUGUUCGUUGUGCGGAAACAAAUUCCCGACUUGCAGUCAGGCUAGAACACACAUGAGAAGUCGUCACAGUAUCACUCAAACCACACAAACUCUUCUCAAUUCUGCGAGCACUUCAUUUUCAAUGGGCAACGAAGAAUUCAUCAUUAAACCGAAAUUGCUAUUGGAUGAGUCUGUUGCCGUUAACGAAACAACAUCUGAUGAAUUAUCUGCCGACGUAUUAAAUUCGAAGAACGUAUAUAAUCCCGAUGAAAUUGACAAAAUUCCCAUUAGGUCCAUAUUUAUCACAAACUUACAAUGUGGAGUUUGUACUUACGCUACGAAGGUUCGGACUAACUUGGUUAGGCAUUUGCAAUUUCAUUUGCAAGAGAAAGCGGUGCCCGUCAGUGCUCCUGUGAAUCCCGUACCGUGUUUGGAGAAAAACGAGAAAAUGUUCGACAAAAUGGUAAAUCUCGCGUCGAGUUCUCACAAAUCGGGCAGUCGUAUGGGAUCGUCUACUGCGAAAACUGAGAAUAAAGAUGCGGUCAAAUGUCCGGAGUUUGUGCCGUCUCACACGAGGUACGCCUGUUGCGCGGAAAGUUGCAAUUACCUUUGUCCCGAAGAGGCGAAUCUCCGUCAUCAUCUCACCGCUCUGCACGAUGGAGAAACCAGUUUCGUUUGCGUCCAUUGCAAAGUACCGAUCGUUCCCGCCGAUGCCGAAGCUCUAAUUAAACACCUCAAAUUGCACGGUUUGCAGCUUUACAAAUGCCAGUAUUGCAGCUUCCACCACAAUCUGAAGCACAAGGUCGAAAGGCACUCGAACGACUCGCACAUCGAUUUGCCCAACAAAGUGGUCACCGUGAGAAACUUGGAGUCGGAGACGUCGGACGAUACUAAUUCCUCGGCGCCCGCCAAUCAAAACAAAUCGAGCAAACUGUGGAGGUGUUUGAUGUGCAAAUUCCGAGGUAACAGCGAAGAGGCCAUACGGAGUCACGUGUGGGACAAGCACGAGAUCGAUUCGCAAUACAAAUGCGCGCUUUGCUUGUACAAAACCGACGAUAAAAGCACGUUUUCGAGCCAUUACAACGACCACCAUCCGAACUACGACGUACACAUUAUCAGCAGUUACAGGCAAAAUACCGAACAAGCGAACAAAGAUGAUAAAGAAAUCAACAAUUUCGAUACGACACCGUUGUGGCAAAGGGACCGACCUAGGAUCAAACACAUCCGGGGCAUUUUGUUCGACGAAUCGGUGCCGAGUUCCUCGAAAAGUCCGAAUAAAAAAGUGGGUAAAUCGUCCGGAGCUGCGGCUAAGAACGUCUCGAAGAAUUUAGACUUGGCCAUCGAAUCCGUUGCAAAGGGAGAUUCAGUUCUACCCGAUCCCGAUAGCAAAAGUUCGAAUUCGGCCAAGAAAUCGGAAGAUGACGAAGUUUGCGAGCUAGCCGAAGGUACAUCCGAUGUUAUCGUCAUCGAUGAUGAUGAUGACAACGAAGGGGCCUCUACUGCAUCUAAAACCGCAGCUAAGCCUCAGACGAAACGAAAACGUCUUAGGUUAGUUGCUGUAGGUCCAAAAGAUAAAUUGCUCAGACUGGAAGGUAGUACCGAUGUUAGCAAUGGCAAAACUAAUGAUGCUAAAAGUGACAACGUCGAUGUUGAUGAUGACGACGACGAAUCUGAGAAAAGUUUGAAAUUGUCGUUUGGCGAAUUCGGAUUACCUUUGAAUAAACAACUAAAAUGUCCCAAGUGUGAAAAAUUCAAAUCGAAGCGGAUAUCCGAUUUUAUGUUCCAUUUGUUUAAAGAAAAUCGCGUUCACAGGUACAAAUGUGGCAUUUGCGGCGAUGAGAGCAUAACGUACCGUUACAUGUCGAAGCACGUUAAAGAACACGGCCACAAAUUCAACAUCAACGAUAUAAUUCCCAUGAAAAAGAACAUUCGUUUGGAGCUCUGGUUGCAAAUGCUGAUCAAAUCGCAAUGUACGAAAAUCGCGCCGAUUCUUACACACAUUCCUGACGCUUCGCCCAGCGAUAAAAACAAAGUGUCUUGUCGGUAUUGCAGCAGAUGGUUCAAAUCGGAGCAAGAUCGCAUCGAACACACCCUUACUCAUUGGUUCGCGAUGCCGUUCAAGUGCCUCGAAUGCAACCGUACCACGUACAAUCGCGACCAAAUGGAAAAGCAUUUCGCUCAAUCCCAUCGAGGUGUCGCCCUUAAUUUCAACGAAGUCGGUCCUACCGUUGCCAAGGAGCUUCAGCAUUCCGAUUACUUGCACAUGAAAGAGGUGGAGGAACAACAUUUAUUUAAAAACAACGACGAGGAGGUGCCGAUUCCACCCUCGCCCUAUGCCGAUACGACGGGCGAAUCCAAGCAGCAAAACAGUACUGAGGCAGAAAAACCGGCAAAAGCAGCUGUUCCAAUAGAAAAACCUUUUAAAGUAAGUGAUUACAAAGUACUACCGGUCGAAGAAUUGGUAAUAAUUAGCAAAACCGACAGUAACGUUCCGCAAAACGGAGACGUGUACUGCUGCGAUUACUGCGCCUACAUGUCGAAUUCCGAACCGAUAAUGAUGGAUCAUUUCUUCGAGGAUCAUCAAAACGCCAACGUGAAAUUCAAAGUGUUGAAUCAACGAAUUUGCAAUUCGAAAAAGGAAGAUUACAUCGGUUGCAUGUUCUGCGACGAAGUGGGAUCGGAGAUUACGAUCAGGCAACAUCAUAUGAACGUACACGAACAUGAAACGUUUCUGUAUUACAGGUACACCUGUAACAUUUGCAAAAAGAAAUUCUUGAAAACCACCGGCCUCAAAUUGCACAGCCAGCGAAUUCAUCCGGACGCCGCUGUUACCUAUACGGACGUGUUUAAUAAUAUCAUAACCAGUGCGGCCGAAAAAGUUUCCAAAGAAAAAGUCCAAUCUACGAACGUUGCGGCGCCCAACAGGAAUUUAUUGUCGUUACUCACGCCUGCGGCCAAGAUUUGGAAACGUUACCAAUGCACCGAGUGCUCUUACAGAAGAGAUUUUCCCUCUUCUAGUAUUACAAACGUGAGGAAUCACGUUAAAACGCACUUUAAGGCGUACGCAUGUGAGGAGUGCGGUUUGAAGUUUAAAAACAAACCGGAUGCUUUAGUGCACUUUCGCAAAGAUCAUCCAGACGCAGAAGAAUGCAUUUUAUACGACAAAGACGUACAAGACUCCUUCAACGAAUGCAUGCGCAUAAUUCAAAGUGAAGCUAUUCGGAUAGAAAAUCCCAAUACCCACCAUAUAUCAACCACAUCAAAGGAAUGCGCAACAGCCAGAAAAUCCACGUCGGCCUUUUACUAUCGACCUUUGGAGGAGUUCAGUUAUUACGGAAAUCCCGUUGAGAAAUUAGAUAUGAGCAAGAUAAUGUCUACCGUAGAAAUCAAUGGAAUAUGCAUGGACAUGACGGCGGACAAGUUGGGAAAACUGUUCGAUUUGGAUCCGAUCGUGGAAGUUAUAAAAAUGCAAACAUCAGAUGAGGAAUCUGAGGAUGUCGACAUUGUUUCAUGACCUGAGCUAAACGCCAUUGAUUUUAUGCUGGAUGAUUUUAGUGUAGAUAGUUUCGAAUUGGAAAGUAUCAUUCCUUCGAUGGAUCAUUUGCUCAACGAUCAUGAAUAUUUCAAAGAUUGGGACGAUUAGGUGGCUGAUUGCAUUCAGGAUUUGUAAAAUUUUUUCUUUCAUUUUCAUGAAAUAGUUACGACUACGUUUAUUUAUGUACAUUUGUUCCUAUUGUAAAUAUUAUAAGAUAGGUAAUUUAAGUGAUACACAAAUUAGUUUUUUUUAUACCAGAGGAUACAAAUACAUUAGUUUUGUGUUUUUUAUUUGUGGUAAUACUUUUAACGAAAAAUACGUUUAUCUACCAAUAUCAAUAGGCCUUAUGCAAUAUCACUCUUUUUUCCUUUAUAUGAGACUAAUGGAACUUGUCUUUGUUGUACUCAUAUUGCGUACAACUUUGCAAUUACCUGUAGUUUAAUCAUACAAAUUUCGUGUAAUUUUGUCUUCGUUUAAUGCAUAAAAAUAAGGAUUUAACCAACAUCAACAUGGGAAGAAAAUAAGUUAUGUCUUAAAAAUUAGUACAACACUUUAACUAAUGCAUCAACGAUCAGUCAAUGGUAAUAAAUCCGCAGUUAGUUCGCUAUCGCACAAACGCGGUGGUCCCGUAAUGUGUCCUUUACUUCUCAGAUUCAAUUCGGUUUUUUUAAUCUUCCAAUUGUCAUCACAAAAAGGAUCUCUCGCUAAGGCAAACACUUGUUCGAACACUCCCACGCACGUCUGUUGGUUGUGUAAAGUUCCGCAAGAGAGGACUGUCACUAAACCAUGAGGAUCCAUCAAUCCUCGCGUACCUUCCUUAGAGACGUUGGGAUUAAAGGUGAGAUUGUACUGCAUUUUGAUUUUAAUUAGAUGCUCUGCGAUGCCUUCGGGGUCAUUUUCGAUUGUGGAAGUGUCACGGUCGUUUUGCGAAUGGAAAUUAACGGUGAAAAUUGCGUCUGAAUAAAAAUGCUCGCAGCCUACACCUUUGUCGUUUAGUAAGGAAUAAAACCAAGAUGAGAAUUGCUCGGCAAGCAGAGAAAUGGGGUCAUCUUUACUCUGUUCUUGAGCUGUGCUGUUGUUUUGACUAGUUAUUUUUUGGUUGGAACAGGAUUCAAGGGAACCCACUGAGGAAAUAUUCCAAUAUUCAAGAAUUUUGUCUAUUAAUUCAUUUUUAGUAACUGGUAACUUGAUGGUUACAUUUUGUUCAUGCAAGUAUGAGAACAAAAUCUCUCUAGUAACACUUUUUCUUCUUAAUAUACUCAAAACGUCUGGGGAAUGUUUCAAAAUUGCUUUUACGGCUUCAUUGGAAUUUAUUUUUAAUAGUCCUUGGGUUGUUGUUCUUGCCAAUGUAAAUAAACUUUCCGAAUCUAGUUUCGUCAGAAAUUCUACAAUCCUAGUAUUCUGAGCCAUUAUAAAAUUGGAAUAUGUUUUACAUUGUAUAAAUAUAAAUAAACAUUGACAAAUAUUGAAUAUUUUUAAGGUUAUAUUCUUC